AUGUCUGGCUCCAUUUCUCAGCAAUUGGAGGAUUUACUUCACCCACAGCCUAAAUUUUUAGAUCCUGAAGAUGAUGGCGACGAGGAGACGAAAGCCCGAGUUGUUGAAAAGUUUGCGGAAGAUGAGGAUGAAGAGGAGGACGGAGAAGGGAAACUAGCCCCGAGCUCCCUGAGGAAACAGGCCGUCUCUCUGCUCUCAGACUCGGACAGUAGAUAUGCAGGCAAAGCGGUGUCCAGAAAACAACUGAUGCAGGACAUGGGGGCGUCCGAGGAAGAAGAACAAGACGACGAUGAUGAUGAUGAUGAUGAUGAUGAUGAUGAUGAUGAUGAUGAUGAAGACGAUGACGACAAUGAAGAGGAGGCAGAAGCAAACGAAGAAGCGCUUCAAGUGUCAGAGAUGGACGACGAUUUAAAUGAAGAUGGUGAAGAUCUGAAUGAAUCUGAAGUGACUUUUCCAAAGGGAGAUUUUCGCAAACUGACUGAGGGUAUGGACGACCUCGGAAUGAGCGAGGGGGAGGAAGACGAGGUCGAGGAUGAAAGUGAAGGGGAUGAUGAAAGCUCUGAGGAAGAUGACAUGGAACCAGACGACUCCACUGUGCAGACGUUUUCUCAGGACAAAGUCAGCGAGGAGGUGGAGAAAGGUUUAGCCGUGAAGAACCAGCUUGCUUUGUGGGACCAGCUGCUCGAAGGGAGAAUCAAAUUCCAGAAAGCUGUUGUUUCAGCCAAUCAGCUUCCUCAGCCUUCGUCCUUCUCAGAAUUCAAGAGAAACGCGGAGUACGCGGGAGCACUGAAAAACUCUCACAAAGCGUUAAAAGCUCUUCAAAGAUCGUUACUAGAGCUGCACGAUGAGCUGCUUGUUCAAAAUGUGGAAACAAGAGGCCUCAGUCUGGGAGAGCAGAGUGAUGAAGAGAUUCUAAGCGAUGAAGAUAAUUGUGAUGCCAUGGAAAAUGUCAAGCCUCAAAAACGCAAACUAGAAAUGGCCGAAUAUCCAGAUAUUAUGAGCAAGCGAUUUGCAGCAUUCACGCCUUACCAGAACGCAACGCUCCAAAAGUGGCAGGACAAAACCAGGCUGACCAUGGGCAAAACCAGCAAAGCUUUUGAAAUUGCAACGUUAGAAGAGGAACCGGAAAAACUGGUGAAAACAAACAUGCAUCUCAAAGAUUUAGAUGAGGACAUUUUCGAUGACGAUGAUUUUUACCAUCAAUUAUUAAGGGAGCUCAUUGAGCGCAAGACCAGUGCAGCGGAUCCCAAUGACCAGGUGGCGAUGGGCAAACAGUGGCUGGCAAUACAGAAACUGAGGAGUAAGAUUAAAAAGAAAGUGGACACUAAGGCAAGUAAAGGGCGGAAAGUCAGGUUCCACAUUCACAGUAAACUGGUGAACUUCAUGGCUCCAAUGCAUCACAGCGACAUGACGGAUGAAGCCAAGAGUGAACUGUACAGAGGACUUUUUGGACAGAACUUGAUCAGGGAGUGA
Messenger RNA from Knipowitschia caucasica, 1473 nucleotides. The record is from the annotation of a GenBank genome assembly. NCBI's taxonomy places the organism in Eukaryota, Metazoa, Chordata, Actinopteri, Gobiiformes, Gobiidae.